UUCGCAGGUGACUUGAACUGUUUUCCGUUCCCCCAGAGACCGAAGUGAAGAUGAUCGCUCCUCGUAUCCAGUGCGCUCUCGCCAUCCUGCUUCUAGCGCUGGCAGUCAACGGCUUAUCCGGCGCCCCGUCAGAUCUCAGAUUCCGCCAGUUCCUGCAAAGAUCGUUCAUCGCGCCAGCAAGCAAACAGGAUCUGGACAGAUAUUCUGUUGCGGAACUGUUGUCGGAGCUCGUGCAGUCUGAGAACGCGGCCCUGGAGUCCGAGGAGCUCACGCGCAGAGCCACGCAGGACGACGCGCGCUUCCAGCUGGAGCGCGGCGCCAACGUCUUUCUGGCUCCGCGGGAACGCAAAGCAGGGUGCAAGAACUUCUUUUGGAAGACCUUCACUUCCUGCUGAUCCCGACACGUAAAAUCCUAGAGCCACGAGCACUUAAAGUUCCUAUUCAAUUUGUUUUUAACUGUCCUUCACAAACGCCCACGGACAACCUUACAGAAACAAAAACAAAAAAUAAUAAAAAACCGUGGACUGUAAAGAAAAGGUCUUAUCAAAAUGUUACUGUAUAUUUGUGAUUUGAAAGUGCAAUUGAUUAUAUUUUGAUUUCACACUAUGAAGUAGAAUAUAUUUUUAAGAGAGCUCCGUGUGAAAGAAUGUUAUAUGUGUACAAAAUGCUGCCUUCACCAGUAGUAUGUGUUGUUUUAUUCAGAAAGAUUGUGCUAUAAACUGUCCAUUUCAAUAAAUAGUUUUCCACAACCCAA
Messenger RNA from Conger conger (European conger), 754 nucleotides. Its product is annotated as somatostatin-1A-like. The coding region runs from base 51 to 395 and encodes 114 amino acids. The record is from RefSeq and is a predicted model, not a curated record. The transcript is spliced from 2 exons. NCBI's taxonomy places the organism in Eukaryota, Metazoa, Chordata, Actinopteri, Anguilliformes, Congridae. Gene Ontology annotation, molecular function: hormone activity. Gene Ontology annotation, cellular component: extracellular region. Gene Ontology annotation, biological process: regulation of cell migration.